GUCGGAAGCAGCUCAGGCAUUCUCAUGCGAAAGAGUGGGCUUCCUUCAUUUGUUUGCGCAUGGUGUGGCCAGGGUAUUUGCUGACUUCGUUGGUAUCUAUUUCGUACUGAGAGGGAAGGGGUGCGCGUUAGAAUGGGGAGUGUGCGUGUGGCGCUGGCGUAUCAGCUGCAGCCAUUCUCUUCUCUUUUGGAUUUCGAAUACAUAGGUAGACGCAUGGCAAGAGAAGCCAGAAGUGCAUACAUGAAUUGGCGUUGGCUAUCAUUGCGUCGGCCUUGUUGUGUUUUAUUCUAUCUUUUCAGUAUCAAAAUCAAUAUCGAUAGGCUCUUCACUGGAUGGGUAGAGAGUGUCUUGGGUAUUGGCUGUCUGUGUUUCCUUGCAGAGCGUAGAGCAAGAGCCUUGCUCCUGCAUUUUGUAGCAUGAAAUAAUCAUGAAUUUGAAGGGUCACGCGUGUUUUAUGUUAUAGAAAUACUUCGUGGUAGUUGAGUAUUACAAUUGGCGAGCCGAUAGCUUUUGAGAACCUGCCCCUAUAAUUUGUCUAGAAAAUGAUUAGAUUUUGCCGAAGCUCCUCCCACUGGGAGCAGAAAUCAAUAGACUGAAAAGCUUUCAGUUUUUCUAGUGUAAAACGAUCAACAAACUGAAAAGCGACGCACGUCGGAAAGUUUAAGGAUCGCGGCUCUUCUUGUAUCAGGAGGGAACUACAUCAAAAAGGAUCCACAUGAUGAGGCGGCGUCAUAUUCUGCAACGGCCUACGAAUGUAAAAGAUGACGACGCUCGUUUUGUUUUUAUUCACAAUUCAACACACUGCACGCUAUUCCCUUGGGGAAGCUCCAUGGCUUUUCUGUGUUCGGUGUUCAAAUCGCAUGAGGGAAGUUGCUUUUUGUGUCAUUUGAUGUCGCGAUGGCAGCCAGGACCGAGCAGGGGUCUUGCAUUCAAGGUCGACAAAAGACACGCUAGACAGAAUGGAAGUAGGCUGGUGUGUAACGAGUUGAAACGAAUCGAAAGGAUGUCGAUUGCCAUCGUGCUGGCGCAGUAAUAACUUAGAAAAAGAGUCACAGUCUCGAUCGAUCCUUCUUCGUGCUGCGCCAUUAGGUUAGUCAGAACGGAGGAAGAGCAAUAGGUCACGGCUUGUUGUUAUUCGUUUGGCGGGGUCUGAUCGUGUGUUGAAGGUGCUGGCGCUCCCGGUUGUGACAAACGAAGCGAAGAAGCUGGAAAGAAGAUGGCACCGCGCUCCUAUUAGUGAUGCCCGGUCUACUACUACUUGCUCACUGUCACUUACUUUCGUUUGCUCACAGUGCUAGCGGUCCGCCGAGGUUGAGUUGUUCUUUCUUCGAGGCACCGGCCGCUUGAUUUCUUUCUUGUCUGCGCUGCACUGCUGCCUUCACCACAAGACAGAGCAGCCACGCGCGAUACUGAUGCGCGACGUAGUUUGCUUGCCAUUGGCUCCAUCUUCCGAUGAGCAUACGAGCGGACACGGCCCAUGAAGGCGGUGCUCGCGCCAUCGUGAUCGUGUGUGCGGCCUGGUGGAUAGACAUAGACAUCAAUGCGAGAGAAAUUGCGAAACUCAUGUACAUACGAAGACAAGGGCAAGCAUUCUACUUUUCGUCGUAAGUAAGCACGACGCACCCGUUUGCCGUUAUAAUUUAGCUUUUAC
This is a messenger RNA of Amoebophrya sp. A25, 1651 nucleotides long. NCBI's taxonomy places the organism in Eukaryota, Dinophyceae, Syndiniales, Amoebophryaceae. The record is from the annotation of a GenBank genome assembly.